AUGAAAUUCUUUACGGCAUUAUUCCUCAUCGCUUUCGCCGUGGUCCUUGUUGAUGGCCAACGAGGUGGACCUAGAGGAUUCCGAGGACUUCGUGGGUUCGGCGGACCAGGCGGUCCACAACUAGGAGGACGCGGUGGUCCUGGCGGUUUUGGUGGUCCUGGCGGUUUUGGUGGUCCUGGCGGUCCUGGUGGUCCCGGCGGUUUUGGUGGUCCUGGCGGUUUUGGUGGUCCUGGCGGUCCCGGCGGUUUUGGUGGUCCUGGCGGUCCUGGUGGUCCUGGUGGUCCCGGCGGUUGUGGUGGUCGUCCUGGUCCUCGUCCUUUCAGGCCACGUACAACCACUACUGUUGCACCAGCUGCCAACUCAACUGUUACACCCUCAGUUGUUGCUAACUCAACUGUUACACCCUCGGUUGGUGCCAACUCAACUGUUACACCCUCAGUUAUUGCCAGUUCAACUGUUACACCUUCAGUUGUUGCCAACUCAACUGUUACACCCUCAGUUAUUGCCAGUUCAACUGUUGCAGCGAAUUCAACAUCUACUACUACGACCACACUCGCUCCAUAA
Messenger RNA from Bactrocera tryoni, 564 nucleotides. Its product is annotated as myosin heavy chain IB-like. NCBI's taxonomy places the organism in Eukaryota, Metazoa, Arthropoda, Insecta, Diptera, Tephritidae. The record is from RefSeq and is a predicted model, not a curated record. The transcript has 2 exons. Bases 1 to 564 code for a protein of 187 amino acids.